ACUUGUAUAGAUAAAAUGAUGGUUUCAGACAAGAUUCAGCCUAUUGCUUUGGCAGCCUCUGAUGCUGAAGUACCCGAAAAUGGCCUGGUUUGCGGCUACGGCGAGAAAGAUGGAGAGCCGGGUGAAGAUCUCUUAUGCGUGAAUGUCACGCUUUCUGAAGCUGACGGUCUUCUAGUGGCACAGAGCAUUAACAAUGCUACCAAGUACGACUUCGGAGCGGCUUUAGUGUCAGAAGGCAAAGUUCAUGGUAUUCUUGUACGCAGCGCUGAUGAAAACUCAGCAGGAGCCUUCCUUUCUACGUCUAAGUACGUAGCCUGGAUUGAGGAGGAGACAGCUGAGAAGGAACCUGAACCUGAGGAAGAAAAGAUUUCCAUUGUGGAUGGAGACGACGUUCUCAUUGCAGAGCCCAUUCUUACUUUUUAAAUUCAAUUAUAAUGU
Molecule: messenger RNA, 438 nt
Organism: Pieris napi
Lineage: Eukaryota; Metazoa; Arthropoda; Insecta; Lepidoptera; Pieridae
Exons: 4
Coding region: 16-423 (135 amino acids)
Source: RefSeq, a predicted model, not a curated record